Molecule: messenger RNA, 1445 nt
Organism: Girardinichthys multiradiatus
Lineage: Eukaryota; Metazoa; Chordata; Actinopteri; Cyprinodontiformes; Goodeidae
Gene: nrn1la
Product: neuritin 1-like a
Exons: 3
Coding region: 287-793 (168 amino acids)
Biological process (GO): nervous system development; neuron projection extension
Cellular component (GO): plasma membrane
Source: RefSeq, a predicted model, not a curated record
CAACCUGCAGAAAACCAGAAGGACGCAGAGCUCUGAGCUGAUCAGGGACUCUGCUGUAGAUCUUCCUCCUCCUCUUCCUCUUCCUCCUCCUCCUUUCAGCGGAUGAGCAGCAGCAGUGGAUGCUCUCAGAGCGGAGAACAGCGCUGCAGCUCCAGGAGGAGAACUCUGAGACCAGCCGCCGGACUGCGGGCUCCUCCUCCUCCUCCUCCCUGAGGAACAGACUCACUCUGGAGUUCAGGAUCAAAGCUGAAACUUGUGAGUUCGGAGGACGAACUUUCGGUUCGGCAUGGCGUCUCUGCUGAAUUCCGCCUGCCUCAUCUUCUUGCCUGUUGCUCUGCUUCUCAUGUUGAGUCCAUGUCCUGUCACUGCAGCCUCAACCAGAAGGUGUCACUCUAUCUACAAAGGCUUUGCUCAGUGUCUGAUGGCUCUGGGAGACAGUUUGACUGACACCACACACAAGGAUGAGGAAACCCACGAGAUACACUCCAUCUGCAGGUCUUGGGAUGAGUUUCAUGACUGUGCUAACGUGGCGAUGGCUGGCUGUCCGGAAGAAGCAGCGGCCGUAUGGGAGUCUCUUCGCCAAGAAUCCAAGAAGAUGCAGUUCUCGGGGAACCUUUAUGACAUGUGCUCCAACCGGAACAGCCACCCAGCAGACUCCAUCUCAGCCCACGGCUCCCUGAACCAGGAGGAGAUCAACCAGGAGUCUCUAAAAGGAUGCGCAGAUCAUCCAGCAGGCUCCCUCCAUCUUCUCCAGCUACUGCCUCCUCUCAUACUGCUGCUUAUAUGGAUAUAGAUACUUUGAAGAAAUGUGACUAGUGUAAAUCGAUAAAACUUUGUGUAAUAUUCUCUUUCCCAAGUCCAUAGACUUUCCUCUGCUUCUUCCUCUGCUCUGCCAGAGGUUGCAUAUUUCUAAUUGCAUGCUCAGAUGGCCCAACGGUCCUUUUGAUAACGCAUUUCUAAACUUCAGUUCCGUUUCAUGAAUAUUCUCUGCCAUUUAAUGAGUGUUUCUGUUGGAAAUAUGCUCUGUACUUCUGUUUAAACAGCCCUGCAAACACAUCGUUUUAUAGAUGCUCACUGAAGACACGUGUCUGUCUUUAUGCCCUUGAAAUUUAGCUGUAGGUUUGCAUGUGAUGAUUCCAGAAGGACUGUAAGUUGCUAACUGUGAUAAAAGAAAAGUGUAACAACACAGUCACAAGCAAUGGAUUACUACUACUAAGUAUUUAUGUGAUGCACUCACUUGUUAGUAGAGGCUUUAGGUCUUGGAAAAGCUAAAUUUGUGUUCUUGUCCUUAAAAGUUUACUCUUUGACCUCCGAAAACUGAUGGCAUUGAAGAUUUCUGUUUUUCACCAAAGCAAAAAAAAUGACAAUUAACAGCAAAUAUGUGUAUCCAACCGCAGUUUAAAUAAAAAGUUGUUCCUUUGAAAUAAAGAACUGGUAGCACUAAC